Messenger RNA from Protopolystoma xenopodis, 588 nucleotides. The record is from the annotation of a GenBank genome assembly. NCBI's taxonomy places the organism in Eukaryota, Metazoa, Platyhelminthes, Monogenea, Polystomatidea, Polystomatidae.
AUGAUGCUCAACGUUUCAAGAGUUGUUGCAUUGCUCAGACAGGCUGUUCCAAGCAACGAGUCCCUUUUAACGCGGCAGAAGAUGCGAGCUGCCUGGGAUGCAAGUCUGACGCUUGGCUUUGACAGUUCCAUGUCGACUUUUGAUUGGCCAAAGGCUACAGCCAAUCGCCGACCAGUACUGCAGCAUGGAGGCGAGACCCAACGCCGAAUUGGAAGACACAAAUUCUACCCACAGCACAUACCAUCCCACCGGUUGUGUUUAGCCCAAACACGCAAGGAUGGGGCGACUUUUUCCCUCUACAGCCUAGAUUAUAAUGCCGGUGAUGAAAUCCGUCCACGAGGCAUCCUCUUUAGUUUUGGGCAAUCUCGUGGACUGCCUCAGCCUGAGUGUAAUACCAACGAGAUCGGCACAAGAAACUCUCGAUCAGAUACACUUUCACGCACAAAUCAAAGACUGCAAAACAUGUUAACUUUCAUCUGCAUGCAAAAAGACCGCUCCAACCGCGAGGCUGAGUCUCGGUGUCAACCUCGUCUUGGUCCCAUCGGAGUCCACUUGGUGACUGGAACCUUUUGUGUGCCGGUCAAGUGA